Molecule: messenger RNA, 2144 nt
Organism: Meloidogyne enterolobii
Lineage: Eukaryota; Metazoa; Nematoda; Chromadorea; Rhabditida; Meloidogynidae
Source: the annotation of a GenBank genome assembly
AUGAAAAAUGUAUUGGUUGUUUGGUUAUUUAUUACAAUAAUUUUAUUAACAUUAAAUGGCAAAUCACAUUUUAAAUUUCCUUUUGUUUCAUCAAAUUUUGCAGAUAAAUUUAUUCCAAUAGAUCCAGAAGAAUUAGAAAUAGCUAAAGAACAAGCUAAAGAAAUGUUCUUUUUUGGCUACAAUAAUUAUUUAAAACAUGCUUUUCCACUUGAUGAACUAGAUCCAAUUCAUUGUACAGGAAGAGGGCCUGAUUAUAAUAAUCCUGACAAUUUAAAUAUUAAUGAUAUUGAUUCUUUAAAUACAUUGGUUGUUGUUGGAAGUAAAGAUGCUUUUCAUAAAGCUGUUAAGCUUGUAAUUGAAACUGUUUCUUUUGAAAAAAAUGUUACUGUUCAAGUGUUUGAAGCAACUAUAAGAGUUAUUGGCUCUCUCCUUUCUGCACACAUGAUCUUAACCAAUGAAAAUCCUUUUCAUGGCGAUUUCACUUUUCCUGAAUAUGAUUCUGAAUUGCUUACAAUGGCACACGAUAUUGCUGGAAGACUUUUACCUGCUUUUAAUGGAACUGGCACAGGACUUCCUUAUCCUCGUGUUAAUUUAAUUCAUGGUGUUUUGCCUGGUACUUCGAAUGAAACUUGUACUGCUGGUGCUGGCUCUUUAUUGUUAGAAUUUGGUGUUCUCUCUAGGUUAUUAAAUGAUCCAACAUUUGAGGAAAAAGCGAGGAAAGUCAAUGAAAUUUUGUGGGAAUUUAGAAAUAAAGAAACUGGACUUAUGGGUAAUAUUAUUGAUAUCCAAACUGGUGAAUGGAAAAGUUUUAUGGCAGGAAUGGGAGCGGGAUUUGAUUCAUUUUUUGAAUAUUUAUUGAAGGCACAUAUUCUCUUUGGGGAAACUCGUGAAUUGGAAAUGUUUAUUGGAAUGAGAAAAAGUAUAAGAGAACAAAUUAGACGAGGACGGCCAAAAUGCAGAUUUGGAGAUGGAAAUCCACCAUUAUAUCCUAAUGUUGAUAUGCGUGAUGGAAGUAUUAUCAAUACUUGGUUGGACGCUCUACAAGCAAGUUUUGCUGGCGUUCAAGUAUUGGAUGGUGAUUUAGAUGAGGCAAUAUGUUCCCACGCGGUUUAUUAUGCAAUCUGGCAGAAAUAUGAAAUGAUUCCCGAACGCUUUAAUUGGCAUUCAAAAACACCAGAUGUUAAUUUUUAUCCGUUAAGACCGGAAUUUGUUGAAUCAACAUAUUUACUCUUUUUGGCAACUAAAAGUCCUUUUUAUCAACGUGUUGGAAUGCAAAUUGUCGACUCUUUAAAUCUACACACUCGUUUUGGAUGUGGUUUUGCAACAGUCCACAACGUUUUGGACAAAUCACUUGAGGAUCGAAUGGAAUCAUUUUUCUUAUCAGAAACAUGCAAAUACCUCUAUCUGGUAUUUAUAAAUUAUUUAAACUUUACUAGACUUUUAUAGCUAUUCGACGUUAGCAACCCUCUAAAUUGGCAUUACGAAAAAUUGUUAUUUUCAACAGAAGGGCAUACAUUCCCCAUCGUGCGAAGUUUAAGACGACACCCAGUUGGGCCAGUUUAUCAUGAUGAAACUGACACACUUUCAUGGUCAACAACAAAACCUCAAAAUUUUGGAAAUGGAACAAUUUAUCAAUCUUGCAACUCUUUACCCUUGCCGGAUGAUGAAGGUAACAUUUUCCUGACUAAACCACUUCCAAUUUCGCCUUUCCAUUUGGGUCAGUAUUUCAGGGUGAUUGAUACAUCACUAGAUGAUUAGCAAAUGGGAAUUAUAAAUUAUACUUGCGGUCAUCUUCCUCGCAUUUACUUUUUUUCCUUUCAUUUUUCUUCGAUAGCUCAUUCGAAACAGCUUGUCGAGUAAAUUGAAUGAACGAAAGCAGACCUAAUUGGACAAAUGACCACCUGUUUUAACCGAUAUGCAUGUUAUGAUUCUGUUUUUAUUUAGCAUUUAACACGAAAAACCUUUUUAAAUGGGCUAUUAUAAUAUUUAUACAUCAAAAAAGAAAGAAAAUGCGAGGAGGUAAUCGACAAAUACCUUUAAUAUUUUCAAUUUUGUCAUAUCUUUUAAUUUUUUGCAAAUCUGUGAUUCUUUUUAAAUUUACUCAAUUUCCGGUGAUUUUGUUACUGACACUUCAAGGAUUUCUU